AUGCCUCGUCGAUCGUCUCGGGCCGUUCCCGCGUCGGCCGCAGCUCCAGUGUCGGCGCCAAAAAGGCGCGCGUCUGACAGAAUAUCCGAAGCCUCCAGAACGGGGCCGAAGAAACAAAAGUACGAUAACACCACCGCUAAGAAAGCUACCAAAUCCACCGCAAAGAAAAGCCAAUAUUUCCAAGAAGAAGCCUCCGAGGAAUCUAAGCCAUCUGCGCCGAAAACCGCUAGUCACGAUAACCCAGACACGUCAUUCCCCGCAUCUCCCGGUGCGAGCGCAGAAGUAUCUGACGCAACGCCCCCAAAGACAGGAUUGACAAGACCGCGGAAGCCGGAACAAGCACCAAAGAGGGGCCAGAAAAAUAGUCAGGAAGAGGAAGAGCCCAGCAAGCCAGCUCAAAGGAGAAAAGGCGGCAUCAAAGCCAACACGGCCGCAUCGACCGGAGGUAAGGAGCUAUGGAGAGAAGGCGUCACGACUGGUUUGGGCCCCGGAAAAGAAAUCUUCAUCGCGAAGCCUAAAGCGAGGGACCCAGGAUCUGUGGCCUAUCAGGAGAAUGCCUUGCAUCCCAAUACCAUGCUCUUUUUGCAAGACCUCAACGAGCAUAAUGAGAGGGAAUGGCUCAAAGCGCACGAUGCGGACUACCGCGCCUCGAAGAAGGACUGGGAGACGUUUGUUGAGACUCUCACCGAGGAAAUCAUAGAAAAAGAUGGCACUGUACCAGAGCUACCUGUGAAAGAUCUUGUCUUUCGCAUACAUAGAGACAUCAGGUUCAGCAAAGAUCCCACCCCGUACAAGACGCACUUUUCAGCCGCUUGGUCCCGCACAGGUAAAAAGGGACCUUACGCUGCUUACUACGUUCACUGUCAACCUGGAUCCUGCUUUGUCGGUUCGGGGCUCUGGAUGCCACAGGCCGAUAAGCUUGCGCUUCUUCGAGAGGAUAUUGACAGGAACUCGCAUCGCCUGAAAGCAGUUCUGAGGGAGAAGGAAAUACGUCGCGAGAUCUUUGACGGAAUAGCAGAUGACGAAGAGAUAGCUGUGACGGCUUUUGUCAACCACAAUAAGGAAAGUGCGCUCAAGACCAAGCCCAAAGGCUACGAUCUCGAUAAUGAGAAUAUCCAGCUGCUCCGUCUUCGCAGUUUCACCAUUGGCAGGCCUUUGUCGGAUGAGGAGCUUCUGAGUCCCAAUGCGCAGGAAAGGAUCGCAGCUCUGAUUGGGAUCAUGGAACCCUUCGUCACGUACCUCAAUAGCGUCGUCAUGCCCGAUCCAGCCCAGGAGGAAAGCGGUUCGGCCUCAGAAGCAGAUGAAUGA
This is a messenger RNA of Aspergillus sclerotioniger CBS 115572, 1308 nucleotides long. Its product is annotated as DUF2461 domain-containing protein. The transcript is spliced from 8 exons. The record is from RefSeq and is a predicted model, not a curated record. Lineage: Eukaryota; Fungi; Ascomycota; Eurotiomycetes; Eurotiales; Aspergillaceae. Bases 1 to 1308 code for a protein of 435 amino acids.